Messenger RNA from Fusarium tjaetaba, 1671 nucleotides. RefSeq lists its product as uncharacterized. The record is from RefSeq and is a predicted model, not a curated record. Bases 1 to 1671 code for a protein of 556 amino acids. Gene Ontology annotation, molecular function: phosphatidylinositol binding. Gene Ontology annotation, biological process: protein targeting to lysosome; early endosome to late endosome transport; endosome to lysosome transport. The transcript has 4 exons. NCBI's taxonomy places the organism in Eukaryota, Fungi, Ascomycota, Sordariomycetes, Hypocreales, Nectriaceae. Gene Ontology annotation, cellular component: extrinsic component of endosome membrane; late endosome; early endosome.
AUGACCGCUACUCCCUCUCUGGCUCCAGCCGUGCCUCCUGCCCGUCCGCCAGUCCCACGCCCCAAAUCGGUUGCCUUUGAUACCGAGUCGCCGACCUCUGCCAAUAUGGCCUCUCCUACUCGCCGCCCUUUACGCUCUAAUGCUACCGAUCCCUUAUUCGACCGAGCGACUUCGCUUCUGAUACGUCGUACCCUCUGCUCCCCUCAGUUGGGGGAGAAGAGCCGCGAUUCGCAAGUGCCUAUAGACGAGCUACUUCCACCAUUGACUAGUCGCAACGAUGUCGACCUUCAGUUGUACGCCCUGCUCGCUAUUGUCAUGAGAGAAUUCGUGCAGAGCUGGUAUAGCAAAAUCACUACGGAUGAACAGUUUGUAUCAGAGAUAUUGCACAUUAUAGCCCACUGUUCCCGAGCAUUGGAACAGCGGUUCCGCAAGGUUGAUCUAGAGAGCCUAGUAUUGGAUGAGAUACCUGACUUGCUGGACAAGCACAUAACAUCAUACCGUAUCUCUCAUAGCCCUAUCGCCAGACAGCCUGUUGAGGUCGACCCUCGAGAGGCCUACCAUGCCAUGUGCCCUCUGCCACACCUCGCACCAGUCCCCCACCCAGAUUGCCCAGACACGAUAUCCGACCAGAAGGAGAAUGAAGCAUUGUAUCGCCAAUUGCUGGUUCAGGGCGUCCUCGCGAUCCUAUUGCCCACGGAAGACCUCGAGAACCCUUGUCUUACGUCUCUCGUUGAACAGAUCUUUUCAGAGCUUAUAAUUGGUAACGUUAUAGCCAAUAAGGCCUCUCAGCCAUGGAUGCUGUAUGAGGGCAUCUGCAUCACGGCCAGGGUCUUGCGACAGAGAAAAGACGAAGGGGUAGUGGUUGCAGAGACCCAAAACGAUGCCGGUGGGCCCAAGGUUGACGUAAAAGGCCGUCGCAGCUGGUCUGUAAGGUCUAUGUUCCUUGCUGUUAUUCAGCUUGGGAUGGUGGUAGUCGCCUCGCUCCGGUUUAUCACGACUGCUCUGGUGAUGGCAUCGUCCCUCCCUGCUAGGGCCACGCCCUUGGAUGAGAAAGAAGCUUUGUUGGAUCACGACAAGUCUCCGCCGAGGUCAUUCGACCCUGUUAAGGCGCCGAUCCUGUCGUGUCGAGUAUGGACAUGCCUUGGAAAUCUGUUUGAGCUCAGCUUGCGCAUGCCUUGGCUGGAUGGAUUUCUAUCACUUUUACAAUACGGCGCGGUCAACGGACCUGGACGAAUCGCUGGCCACGAUGGCCCUAUUGACAGACAGUAUUCAUCUCGCAUGAGUCUGAAGUCACUGGACCUCCUGAAGCUCCAGCAUGGUCAAACGGCCCGCCUUGUCUUGGGAGCGGCCCAUGCCGUCUAUGACCUCGUCCAAACCGCCAUCUUCACAAGCCCACGCAACCCACAGCCCACAAUUUCAACACGAGGACUAUCAAACCAAGGCGAGACCUUUUUUCUUGUCAUGUUCCUCGGUGUCACGAUCACGAUUGAUAUGGGUCUUGGGAUUUGGGCUUUCAGCCAAUCGAAAGACAUAGCGCUGUCUUUGACACCUGAUUGCUUGACAUGGUGCACGAAGCUAGGCCUUUUCAUCCAGCGAAAUGUCAAGAUUACGCGCCCUGCCCAUGUCAGCUUCUCCAAGGGGACCACCCGCUCUUUGACGAUGCAGCAAUGA